UUUUGAUUAGGGAAUUUGGUAUCGUUCAGGACCUGUCUGCGCCUUUUGGGCAUGAUGGCUUCGUCGCUGGCCGUGGUUCCGCUAGGACUGCUGAAAAUGAGAGAUUUUCAGCGUUGGGUGGCAGCGAGAGGUCUGUGUUCAUGUCGGCACCUUGCUCGCAGAGUGAGAAUACGCAAAGAAUGUGUGACAGCUCUCCGUCAGUGGAGAGAUCCCAGUCUACUCCGGACGGGGGUUCCCUUGGGGGGCGUGUCACUAAGGAAAGUAGUGACAACGGAUGCAUCCCUAUCAGGCUGGGGGGCUGUUUUUCAGAGCAGAUCGGUGAACGGUUGCUGGACGCCUCGGCUUUGCGAACUUCACAUAAAUAUGUUGGUGUUGAUGGCAGUGUUCCUGGCACUGAAACAUUUUUUUCCAUUUUUGGAAGGCUUUCAUGUUCUGGUCAGGAGAGACAAUACGACAGUGGUGGCUUACAUCAAUCGCCAGGGGGGACCGCGAUCAUUACAGCUACACAAUCUAGCGUGCAAACUGAUUGUAUGGAGCGCUGCGAACUUCAGCUCGCUGCGCGCGACGCACGUACCGGGAGUCCUCAACAGGGGGGCGGAUCUCCUGUCCAGGGGCAACCCGUUAUACGGAGAAUGGGUGCUCCACCAUCAGGUGAUGGAUCAGAUUUGGGGGAUUUACGGCAGAGCUGCCGUAGAUCUCUUCGCCUUGUGGGAAAACGCAAAGUGUCCGCUGUAUUUUUCUCUCAGGGACGCGCCUUUGGGUGUGGAUCCGCUAGCGCACCCGUGGCCGAACGUGUUGCUAUACGCUUUCCCACCUCUGAGUCUAAUUUCUCCCACCCUAGAAAGAGUAAGAGAAAACGCUUUAUCCCUUCUUCUGAUAGCCCCACAUUGGCCGGGGAGACCAUGGCUGGCGGAGAUUGUUCAGCUCCUCCAGGGAGAGCCAUGGCCGCUUACGUUACGCCGGGACCUGCUGUCACAAGCGGGGGGGGCAAAUUUUUCACCCACAGCCGGAACGAGUCAAUCUUUGGGUCUGGCACGUGAAAGGUUAAAUCUAAACGCAAUCGAGCUCCCGCAAGAGGUUAUUAACACUAUACAAAGCGCUAGAGCCCCUUCGACACGCUCACUUUAUGACCUUAAGUGGCGUGUGUUUGAGGACUGGUGUAUGAGUAAAGAAAUUAUUCCUUUUCUGUGCAUGGAGAAAGAUGUUCUAUGCUUUUUACAAAGCUUAAUGAAUGGUGGUAGAGCGUUUUCUACUAUUAAAGUUUACUUGGCGGCUAUUUCGGCUUGUCAUGUAGGCUUUGAGGGAGUUUCGGUGGGACGGCACCCUCUUAUAUGCCGUUUCAUGAAGGGAGAGAGACGUUUGAGACCAGUAUCUAAACAUCUGGUCCCAUCUUGAAACUUGUCCAUAGUCCUUAACGCCCUUACUCGAGCUCCUUUUGAACCUUUAGAGAGUGUAAAUAUUAAAAUCCUAUCUCUAAAAACGGUUUUACUACUGGCUUUAGUCUCGGCUAAGCGAGUAGGUGAAUUACAUGCCUUGUCAGUUCAUCGGACGUGUUUGAAUUUUAGUCUUGAUCACAGCAAGGCUACACUGCUGCCUAACCCAGCUUUCGUUCCCAAAGUCAGCGAUUCAGCCUAUAAUUGCUCUGCUUUGGAGUUGCGUGCCUUUUACCCCCCUCCUUUUUCUUUGAAGGAGGAGAAAAAAUUGCACACUUUAUGUCCUGUGCGAGCGUUACGCUAUUAUGUUAAUAGGACACGAUCCUUCAUAAAGAAUGAUCAAUUGUUCGUUUCCUGGGCCAACCAAUGUAAGGGUAAGCCGAUCUCCUCUCAGCGUCUUUCCCAUUGGAUGGUAGAGGCGAUUGAAUUGGCCUAUACAUCUACAGGUCUUCAUUCCCCGGCGGGGUUAAGAGCUCACUCCACAAGAGGUAUGGCUACCUCUUGGGCAUUGUUUAAGGGGAUUUCGGUAGGAGAUAUUUGCGCAGCGGCAAGCUGGGCUUCCCCUCAUACAUUUAUCAGAUUUUACCGUCCGGAUGUCACUGCGCCGUCUGUGGCUCAUGCAGUUCUAAAUGUUGGCUCUGGGGAGAAUUAAAGGUUGU
This is a messenger RNA of Misgurnus anguillicaudatus (oriental weatherfish), 2092 nucleotides long. The record is from RefSeq and is a predicted model, not a curated record. NCBI's taxonomy places the organism in Eukaryota, Metazoa, Chordata, Actinopteri, Cypriniformes, Cobitidae.